CUAUUUUGGAUUCACGUGUUAACAUUUGCUUAUAAAACAUAUUGCUAGAAACAAUAUAAUAUAUUACUAAAGUUCUGUUGAAGUUAGUAGAGUAGUUGAUAUUAUAGUGAAUCUAUUUCGUUGGUGUGCUUAAAUAUAUUUGAUAUAUUUUAAAUAUAAAAAUAUGGCAACUACUACAGUUGUUAAAGGAAAGCCUAAAUCUGGACGUUCUUGGAAAUCUGAUAGAGAUAGGUUUUCCUCAGUCAAGAAAACAAAAGGCAUCCGCAAAUCCUUUGAAAAGAAGCAAAUUCUUCGUCAGGAAUUAAAACGCACAAAAGAAGCCUCUAGAGCAAUUUUGCAAAAAAGACAAGAAGAAAAGGAAGAAAAAAGAAAAAGGCGUGAAGAAAAUUUAAAGAGGCAAGAAGAAAAUAGGAAAAAGGCUGAAAUCGUACAAGUUAUUAAAAAUGUUGCUAAAAUCAAGAAAAUGAAGAAGAAACAGCUGAGAUCCAUCGAGAAGAGGGAUACGCUGAAUAUGUAAAAAGAAUGGUUGGUGUUAAGUUUUAUUUAUAAAGACUCUUUAUAAGGAAUUUUCUUUAUAAAGAUGAGUCUUC
Molecule: messenger RNA, 590 nt
Organism: Ctenocephalides felis (cat flea)
Lineage: Eukaryota; Metazoa; Arthropoda; Insecta; Siphonaptera; Pulicidae
Product: coiled-coil domain-containing protein 86-like
Exons: 2
Coding region: 164-517 (117 amino acids)
Cellular component (GO): nucleolus
Source: RefSeq, a predicted model, not a curated record